AUGGCAGAGAAAGUGGUGAGCCUGAGAGAAGGGGAGGCAGAGUUAACGAACCAGCACCUGAAGGAGAGAAAGGCGUCAUGGGCUAAGUUGCGCCGCGUGGACUCUCUCAGUUUAGAGGCUGGAAGAGUUUCCACGACCCGGAGCCAUGGCUCACAGGUAAGUUGGCAAAGAACGUUGAGUUUGGCCUUUCAGAGCAUAGGGAUUGUGUAUGGGGACAUAGGGACGUCUCCACUCUAUGUGUUUUCGAGCACUUUCACAGAUGGUAUUGACAACGUCGAUGACAUUCUAGGGGUAUUGUCUCUCAUCAUCUAUACCAUAGCUCUCGUGCCCAUGCUCAAGUAUGUCUUCAUCGUCCUCUGGGCCAACGAUAACGGCGAUGGGGGAACUUUUGCACUGUAUUCAUUGAUGUGUCGGUAUGCGAAGGUGAGCUUAAUUCCGAAUAACCAGCCAGAAGAUAGGGAGCUAUCCAACUACAAACUGGAAACACCAUCCAACGAGUUAAAACGAGCCCAAACCAUCAAGAAGAAGUUGGAGAAUAGUAAGAUGGCCCAAUACGUUCUUUUCCUUGUGACCAUUAUGGGAACUUCCAUGGUCAUUGGAGAUGGGGUUCUUACUCCAUGCAUUUCAGUCCUUUCUGCAGUGAGCGGGAUUAAGUCUUUAGGCACAGAUGCUGUUGUGGGGAUUUCCAUAGUAAUCUUGAUCGUUCUCUUUGCUGCUCAACGAUUUGGGACUGAUAAAGUGGGCUACACCUUUGCACCUAUUAUUCUGCUGUGGUUCUUGCUCAUCAGCGGCAUUGGUCUCUACAACUUGUUCAAACAUGACGUUGGUGUAUUGCGUGCUUUCAACCCAAAAUACAUCAUAGAUUUCUUCAAAAGAAAAGGAAAAAAAGGAUGGGUUUCCCUUGGGGGAGUUUUCCUCUGCAUUACUGGGACUGAGGCCAUGUUUGCUGAUUUGGGUCACUUCAAUGUCAAAGCAAUCCAAAUCAGUUUCUCUUGCAUCACAUUUCCGGCAUUAAUAACUGCAUAUAGUGGGCAAGCAGCAUUCCUCAGAAAGUUCCCAGGGAAGGUGGAGGACACAUUCUAUGACUCAAUACCAGACCCUUUGUAUUGGCCAACUUUCGUCAUCGCCGUAGCUGCUGCUAUUAUUGCCAGUCAGGCUAUGAUAUCUGGGGCAUUUUCAAUCAUCUCCCAGUCCCUAAGUUUGGGUUGUUUCCCGAGAGUUAAGGUUGUUCAUACCUCUGCCAAGUAUGAGGGUCAGGUGUACAUACCUGAGAUCAACUACCUGCUUAUGGUUGCUUGUGUUAUAGUCACUGCAGCAUUCAAGACCACCGGAAAGAUUGGCAAUGCAUAUGGAAUUGCUGUGGUCAGUGUUAUGGUCAUCACAACAUGUUUGCUUACUCUCAUUAUGUUGGUGAUAUGGAAGACGAGCAUAUGGUUGAUUGGUCUGUUCUUUGUGGUGUUCAUCUCCAUCGAGGUGGUUUAUUCGUCCGCCGUGCUGUACAAAUUCGCGCAAGGUGGUUUCCUUCCUCUGGUCUUUGCUUCUGUCCUUAUGGCAAUCAUGGGGAUUUGGCAUUAUGUGCACAAACAAAAAUACAUGUUUGAGCUCAACAACAAGGUUUCCACAGAAUACAUGAAACAGUUGGCCUGUAACCCCAACAUAAAUAGGGUGCCAGGCAUUGGACUUCUAUAUUCUGAGCUUGUGCAGGGAAUUCCCCCUAUAUUUUCUCACUUCGUCAACAAUGUACCCUCCAUCCACUCUGUUAUAGUGAUUGUCUCCGUCAAGCCUAUCCCAUUCAGCAAAGUUGCAUUGGAGGAGAGGUUUCUGUUUCGACAGUUGGAGCCAAGAGAGUACAGAAUGUUCCGCUGUGUAGCAAGGUAUGGUUACAAUGACAGAGUUGAGGAACCUGAAGAGUUCGAGCGCCAACUGGUUGAGAACUUGAAAGAAUUCAUCCGCCACGAAGUUCACGAACACUUCGUACUUGAUGGAGGAGCAACAGAGAAAACAGAGGAGGCAGGGAAAGAUGGGGAGUCAUUCAAUGGUGAAGAAUCAGCACAACAAGUUAACCCGCCUCGUGUCUCAAAGGGGUCCAUUCAGUCGUUCAAUGCUGCGAGGUCGGUGAACUCAUCCAGCAGAAUUGUCUCUGCACCCAUCAAAGGAGCUGAGGAGGAAAUUCAGUUUGUGCAAGGAGCUAUGAAGGACGGCAUAGUUUAUCUGCUGGGAGAGACAGAAGUGUUGGCCGCACAGAACUCGUCAUUGUUCAAGAAGUUUGUUGUCAACUAUGCCUACGAUUUCUUGAGGAAAAACUUCAGGCAAGGGGAACAAGUCAUGGCAAUCCCAAGGACUAGGCUUCUCAAAGUUGGAAUGACGUACGAGAUAUGAGAUGACAGUGUUUGUGAGAAAAGGAGUGGUUUGUGUAAUGUGCUUCUCAAUGUGCUAAUUUGUGUGCGGCUCCAACACCAGUUGACAAGCAAUAUAUAUGUGUGUUCAUCUCAUACAAGGCAGAGGCCUGCCAUUGUAACUUAGCUAGGAAGUGGUUGUGAGCAAUUUGAUUUUAUAUACGUAUAUACUUUCGUGUGAAUUGUUCCACUUGAUGAA
Prunus dulcis (almond) is the source of this 2595-nucleotide messenger RNA. Its product is annotated as potassium transporter 5-like. Gene Ontology annotation, cellular component: membrane. The transcript is spliced from 9 exons. The record is from RefSeq and is a predicted model, not a curated record. Gene Ontology annotation, molecular function: potassium ion transmembrane transporter activity. The coding region runs from base 1 to 2379 and encodes 792 amino acids. Gene Ontology annotation, biological process: potassium ion transmembrane transport. Lineage: Eukaryota; Viridiplantae; Streptophyta; Magnoliopsida; Rosales; Rosaceae.